CACACAAACACACAAGCACAAGCGCCAACACAAACACGGACAUCCAAGUACUACUAUCUACCCUCCCUUUUAAAAAUGAAGUUUAUUGCCAUCGCGUCAGCCUUCCUCGCCUCUAUCGUAUUGACCAGUGCCUACCCUAUCCAGAAGGCUAGUGUUAUCAACUGUCGCUCCUCGCCAAGUACAUCUGGCAAGGUGGUGAAGACAUACAAGCUCAACCAGGACAUCAAGAUCUCGUGUCAGGCCACAGGGAUAGACGUCAAGGGCAACACGAUCUGGGACAGGACCAUGGAUGGCUGCUACGUUUCUGACUACUACGUCAAGACAGGAAAGAAUGGUUUUGUCGCUAAGAAAUGCAGCGGCGGGGACAGCAAGCCUAACCCCAAGCCUACAGGCACGUACUGCAAGGGCAUCAAUGCCAGGGCUACUAAGCUGAUCAAGUCUUUCGAGAGCUUCGUGCCGCAGCCCUCACCCGAUCCCUCAGGCUUCCAGACCGUCGGAUACGGCCACAAAUGCCAGCAGGAGGGAUGCAAGGAGGUCAAGUACAAGUUCCCGUUGACCCAGGCCACGGCCAGCGCACUGAUGAGCCAGGAUGUCGCUGUCCACACGGCGUGCCUUGCCAAGUUGCUAAAAUCCAAUGUCAAACUGAACGACAACCAGUGGGGCGCGCUCACUUCGUGGGUGUUCAACAUUGGGUGCGGCAAUCUGGCUUCGUCGGAGUUGACCGGCCGUCUUAACAAGGGAGAAAACCCGAACAAGGUCAUUGACAGCGUGUUCCCCAACUGGCGCUCGUCCAAGGGAAAGAUCCUGCCGGGCCUUAAGAGGCGCCGUGACGAGGAGAUGCGGUUGGCUAAGGUUCCGUCCAAGAAGCAGGCGUUCCCGAGCUGCAAGUAAACCAAAGCCCCAUUUCAAAAAUGCAAUUAGCUUUUCUCCUUCAGCAAACCAAGUAAAUAGGUCAAACACACUCGCUAGACCGAACUUGGCUGUGCGUGCUGCUACUAUACACAACAAAGCGCAGAUCAUGGAUCGCUGUGGAUGAACACGACAUCAGCGUACAUCUUAU
Messenger RNA from Linderina pennispora, 1060 nucleotides. Its product is annotated as glycoside hydrolase family 24 protein. The transcript has a single exon. NCBI's taxonomy places the organism in Eukaryota, Fungi, Kickxellomycota, Kickxellomycetes, Kickxellales, Kickxellaceae. The record is from RefSeq and is a predicted model, not a curated record. The coding region runs from base 76 to 891 and encodes 271 amino acids. Gene Ontology annotation, molecular function: lysozyme activity. Gene Ontology annotation, biological process: peptidoglycan catabolic process; cell wall macromolecule catabolic process.